CAUUUUCUGGAUAUUGAUAGCAAUUUGCCAGACGGGCCAUGCCAUUGGCUGACCUCUAUCGGGGUAGCUGUCAGCCUUCUGAUCUGGGACCUGACCGCGGAAAUUUGAGGAACUUGUAUCAACAAUUUGGCGAAUGCGAAUCGAGGAGUUCCGAACGAUCAAGAUCACGCGGGAACAGUUCAGAUGGGACGCAGGAACCUGACGACACAAAUCUGUGGCCUUUUGUGAAUUGGGCCCCUGUGUUUUUCAAUGCUUGUGGAAUGCCAGCAGAGCAAUAUGCCCACGCACUUUCCCAACCCCUGGUGGUUGGAACCGCUUGCACUGGCUCAGCUGCACCCAGCUUUGCGCUGGACCAAAUUGUAGGAGCUCACAACUUCAGUGAAGUGAUUGCAAGCGAGUCACACGCAACUACACGCAAGUGGCUGUUGGAGAAUCGGAACAUGCACCAUCUAUACCAUGACCUGACUUUUGCCCGGACUGGUGGGCAGUGUCAAGUGCAUCAUCAGCACUGUCCACCCAUGCCACUACCAAGUGACAAGGAGGGAGAAGGGCAAGCACGCCUGGAUAUCUAUAUUUCAGGCUUUGUAUGUAAGAACUUUUCACAGGAAAACAAUGUCCGCUUCCAACACAGUGACGUGCGCGAGCUAUUUAUAUCCGCCAACAUAGAGACCGCGAGAAAAGCCAAACCAUUUCUGGAGACAUCGAGGUUCAUCCGGAAAUAUGCUCCAAAGGUGGCUAUUCUUGAAAAUGUAUUUGGUUUGGCGAAAAGGAGUUCCAAAACAUCGUCAACAGAUGAGUUUCAGGCGCCGAUUGACUUUGUACUACGUGGGAGUGUGAGGGAAGCAGGUACAGAUCACGAUGAGCCCAUAGGGCUCCAACUUAUACCAGGCUAUGCCAUGGAUAUGUUCCGGUUGAAGAGCAAAGAUUUUGGCGCUGGCCAAACUAGAUCACGCAUCUAUUUCAUCAUGGUGCACCACAGUGUUGGAGACCAAAACACCUUGGACCACAUUGGUGCUUUGCUGCAAACUUUCGCUGCGUCCAUGCCAGCAACCUCUGUCUGGGACGCUGUGGACUACGUCAAAUGCUGCAAGCAUGAUUGGACUCCAGAGGAAGAGGACCUUGACCAAAGUGAUGUUGUUGGAGGUAAAACGCGCGAAUCCUUUGACAAGGCCAAGGCAGAUCUUGGGAUGGACACUUCAAGCUACGAAGAAUACAGAGCGUUCACUUUGCUUUGCAAGCAGAGAGAUUCAACUUGGCCGCGCGGUCUAAAUGGAAGAGAAAUUGAGCAACUGGAUAUCAUCUACCAUUUGUUGCCUAUUGCUGAGCGAUCAAGAGUGGUCACGGAUGUGGUGAAAUCAUUGGGGCGAAGAGCAUGGCGGUCUGAUGGUCUCAGCCCAACGUUCCUUUGAGUUGAUGGAGCCAUGGUUUUAAACGGGUGCUUAAUCAUAUUCUGAUUCAGUUCGCAAAAUUCUCGUAGUGAAUCUUGAGGCUCACCACGAACAGCAAAAUAUUCGAUUUCAGGAAUGAAAAGCUUUUGAAUCCAGCAGAGAUGAUGGCCCUGCCAUUGUCUUAGAUGAUGCCUCAAACUUUGAAGCACAUGCUAUGCAUUCAAGGUCCCGAUUGUGAAUGUCGUGUCUUUGGUGCAUGUUGUGAGGCAAGGCUUUGACGUUUCCCAGAUUCACUUCUCCGGAUACAAGCGUUCCUUUUUCAGCCUGCUCAGUGGCAAUGCGAUGACCAUGCCGGUGAUUGGAGGAUGCCUUCUUGCAGUCCUAUUGACCACUGCACUUCGAUCCGAGUUUCGUUCCUGUGUCACUGAAGAGCCGCAAAGCGGUCUUGCUCAGAGUGAUGAUGAUGAUCAAGACGAUGCUACAGACGCAUCGGGUUCUUCUUCGAACUUCCCACAACAUUUGCGGGAUGAGUGGCCAACUUUGGCACACUCUGGAUCAGGGUAUAGUUCUUCUGAGUUGGAAUGGCUGUACAAUGCACCUCCUGGGAGGGUACUUUGAAAGUCCUCUAAGUGCAACCAAGAAGACUUUCGUCCAGCCUAGCUUGGAAAAGUGGUUGGUCUUCUGCGUUUUGCUGGAUGGAUUUUGUUCAACUUCCGGCUUCUCUGGAUUCUCAGUGAGCAGUUUUUCAAGCACACACCCACUUAACAAUUUACCACAUUUACCACAAGACCUGGGGUUGGUCUGCGUCUUUUGUGCCAAAAGAUGCAGCAAAAGGUGUGAUUUCUCUUUGUUUUCUUGAUUUCCUCA
Molecule: messenger RNA, 2255 nt
Organism: Durusdinium trenchii
Lineage: Eukaryota; Dinophyceae; Suessiales; Symbiodiniaceae
Source: the annotation of a GenBank genome assembly